UAAACAUGCGGAAUGGUCAGUGACAAGAGAAAUUUGUUAUCGGUGAUAGCGACCUACAUAGGACAGGGGACACUAUUUAUGUACCUGUAAUCCUCUGAGGCAGGCCCCGCGCGAGAGCUGUUCCGCAGGUGGGCGGUCCGUCUCCUCUCCUGCAUCGCUGGAUAAUUUUUGUUUGUGUAUCAUUUAAAGGAACUGUACUUCUACUCUGCUGUUAGAUCUAUAUACUGACAUUUAAGAACUUUGGAGUACGGAUUUUUCUCGGAGGACUUAAUAUAUGUUCAUAUUUUCUUCGCUGGAUCCCCAGCGUGUUCAAUAUGUUAAAAUCAGCUUUUGAAUUCGAAAUUUGAUUGAUUUCGGAAUGGACAUUAACAGGAUUUUGUUAUGCAUUGUGGCAUUGCUACAAACCGGGUUAGUGACGUCAUAUUACCACCUCUACCGCAGUAAGAACUGGAGAAACAAAAGCUGUGAUCACAUCCUUAGCAGAAUCGGGCACCUAUCAAUCCAAGCUCCUCAACCUCCCAACAUCGCGGGCGAAUGGACAUCACAUAGAUGCGAAGUUCGGCCGGGACCAGAAUUCAUUUUGCGUCGAUAUCAUUUUCGAAGACACCAUUUUACACUACAUCAGUAUUACUACAAAGACCCCGGAUGUAAAUAUCCAGCGUAUGGCGUGGUCGCUGAAGGACAUUAUAAACAUCAGCGACCGUCUUGGAUCGUCCAGGGUGGGACUGAAACCGCUUACACAGUUCGCAAUGUGUCUGUAAUACCAUAUGCAGAAAAUAUAGCGAAGAAAUUCACAAAAAUAUCUAAACUUUGUUCUGAAAAAGCCAACACCAAUUUCACUAUGUUCAGAAAAACAAAAAUUCUAAAUUUCCCGCCUUCUGCGAGAAAUUCCCAUGUUGCAUCACGGGACUACGACUGCAGCUCUGUGUUCAACCUAACAUUCCAUGAAUUACAGUUGAUUCGCUUAGAGAUACAACAUCACCACAUUUAUAGUUCUACCAAGUACUUCAGAGUGGUCAAAGCCAAGAGAGCGCGCACAGAGAAACAACUCCUUCUCGGGGACAUCCAUACCGACAUCAAACAGCGGGCAUCAUACAGACCAAUGGCGUAUCAGACAGUGCUCAAACUUGCUCAAACAAGAAAAUGUCAUAUCUGCAGUCUGAUUGCAAAUUCACAUGACUUUCUACCUCCACAACUAAAGACUGACCAUACUAGUGUGCUUGACCUACCUGGAGAGUGGGUCAGUACAAAAUGUGAGACUCGACAAUAUGGACAAUUUCUAACGAGACAUUUAACCUUUUACCCAGAUGAAAGUUCUUGGAAAGGGCGAUAUGAUUUCUAUACCGACCCCUCGUGUCUUCAUCCAUCGUUUUCUUUAACGGUCAAAGGAACAUUUACAAUUAAAACGGAUUCCAAGACAAUUAUUGGGGCUAAAAAUUGUAACUUUCGAAGUCAUAAUCUUAAAGUGAAACCCAUAUCCCAAACAAUUACACAGAAUUUGAAUAUUUUUGGCGGGCAAGGUUGCGGGAGGCCUCGUUCUUGGGAGAGUGGUGUAGAACAGGAUGUGACGUCAUCAGGGGGUUGUGGAAGUCUUGGAGUUGUAUUACCGACCGUUGAGCACGAAGUUUUAAAAAUUGAAAGAAUUCACAAUAAAAAGUAUUUAUUUAUAGGACAGAGACCUACAGAGAAAGGGGUGCGCCCUGUGAACGAGUGGCCUACGUCCUUUCAAGAACCUUUAAUUCAAUGCUCGGACACCACUGACACUGCCAGGAACACGAGACGCAAAGUGAAUAAUAACUUACCCUUAUUCCAAAGAUAUCAGUCGCUGCAAAGUUCCUUGGCGAACAGCAUUUACGAUUGUUUUGCACAUCAUUUGUUUUUGGUAACAGUCAGCUCCUUCAUCAUCAGCAAAUUAUGAUUGAAGAUAUUCAUUGAUCAAAUGUUUAAUAUCAAAGUCAAGGUCACCGACCAAAUCGUGUUAAUGAGGAACAAAUCGUUUAACAAUGAAAAUCAGAACUCAUAAUCAGGACAGUUCAGAAUGAUUAGAUUGUUAUUGCGCGCCAAUACCAAAGGUUGAUUGACUUCACUUGAGCUUAUUACUGCGCACCACCCACCAUCCAUCGUCUGCACGUUAACGUCUGCUGAAAUUUUAUCAGCAGACGAUGAAAUUAAACAUCGCAGACAAAAUACGACGCAAACGUACGUUCUGUAAAAUUGUCUCAUGUGUUCCAUCAACAUUAAAUUCCUGGCAGUUUUGUCUGACUCUUGUUUUGACCUUUGUUGAGAAUUUAUUACCUUGCCCUUGUGAGCAGCUUGUCGUUGUCUGUCUGUCUGUGCGUAUUGGAAUGGUUUCUUGGUUCAGCGUCUUCCCUUUCUCUACGGGUAAUAAAUCUAGGGCAAUUCUUAAAAGACUUGUUUUCAUUGUAUUUUUUCAAUGAAUUAAAUGAAUGAAGAUUU
Messenger RNA from Ostrea edulis (European flat oyster), 2457 nucleotides. RefSeq names its product protein APCDD1-like. The transcript has 4 exons. Gene Ontology annotation, biological process: negative regulation of Wnt signaling pathway. Gene Ontology annotation, cellular component: plasma membrane. The record is from RefSeq and is a predicted model, not a curated record. Bases 359 to 1918 code for a protein of 519 amino acids. Gene Ontology annotation, molecular function: Wnt-protein binding. Lineage: Eukaryota; Metazoa; Mollusca; Bivalvia; Ostreida; Ostreidae.